Molecule: messenger RNA, 1080 nt
Organism: Leguminivora glycinivorella
Lineage: Eukaryota; Metazoa; Arthropoda; Insecta; Lepidoptera; Tortricidae
Gene: Ndfip
Product: NEDD4 family-interacting protein 1-like
Exons: 6
Coding region: 137-817 (226 amino acids)
Biological process (GO): positive regulation of protein ubiquitination; metal ion transport; ubiquitin-dependent protein catabolic process
Cellular component (GO): endoplasmic reticulum; Golgi apparatus; perinuclear region of cytoplasm
Molecular function (GO): WW domain binding
Source: RefSeq, a predicted model, not a curated record
GUGUUUGGCCGAUUAUUGUACGUCGUUUUGUGAUUGAUUAUUAAAAUCCUGCAACUUCUAAAUAAAUUAGACAAAUCUACUUUAGGGUGUGCUAGCUCGGAGUGUUCUACUUUAACAGUAAUAACCGAUUUGCCGCAUGUUCGACGAUAACAAAAUGAACCAUCCUCAAGGGGAUAAUAUAUGCCCGCCGGCGCACUUAAGAGUCAUAUUACCAGCGUCAAUAGACUCGAAUAUGCAACCACAUUUCGUAGAUAUGAACAAUACACAGGACAUCCCCCCCCCGCAGGCGGACUUCUCCGCCCCCCCGCCGUACGAUGUGGCCGCCAACUCAAAGCUCCCCACCUACGAGGAGGUGCAGCGAGAGAAACAGAUGGAAGGGGAGUUACCACAGAUGCAAGGUCCUCCGCCGCCUCUCCCCACGUUUGCGGCGUUCGUCACAGUGGAGCCGACAGAGGGCAGUGCGGAACAACUGGAUCCCGAGAACAGCCUGCUUGGCACCGACGUCAUGUUCCUCACUUCCUUCUUCGUGGCAUUCCUCUUCAACUGGAUCGGGUUCCUGCUACUGAUGUGUUUCUGCCACACGGUGGCGUCCCGCUAUGGAGCCCUGGCCGGCUUCGGGCUCUCGCUGGCCAAGUGGACGCUCAUCGUCAAGCACUCCACGGAGCUGGCCAGCCAUGAGAACUCCUGGCUUUGGUGGCUCAUCAUGGCCUUUGGUAUCCUAAUCUGCGUCCGCGCCAUCAUCCAGUACCUGAACAUCAAGCGCGGCUGGCGCCUGCUCUCCGGCACCGCUCAAGAACGCCUGCUCUUCUUCUACUGAUCUGUCUAUUCUAUCACCUCGGGAUGAUGACGCUUUACGACGGUACUACUUACCCACUCUCACUCUACUACUCCUACCUAGAGUCUACGGUACUGUAUCGUCACUCCGGCACCGCUCAAGAACGCCUGCUGCUCUUCUACUCAUCUGUCUACUGUACCACUACCACGGGUCGAUAGUACGGUACUACCACAGCACAGUAUAAUAAAGAGUACUAUCGUACAGUAUGGCCACUCCCGCCCGGUUACCUCAUAGUUCCUGUCAUA